AUGGAUCUAUUAUCAUUCACCGUGCUGCUCUCAGCAUCCUUGACCCUGGCGCAGAAUCAACAGCCUCUGUACUCCACCUACGCCUUCAACCCUCUCCAACACCUCGCAGGCAUAGCCCCCUACUUCGAGCCCGCCGAUCCACCACGUGACCCUUCACCACCACAGGGCUGCAGCGUCACGCGAGCAGCCUAUCUCGUCCGUCAUGCCGCCAUCAACGCCAAUGACUUUGACUAUGAGGAGUACCUCGAACCAUUCGGCAAGAAGCUCGCAAACACUACUGUAGAUUGGAAAGAGAGGCUGACCAGGACGGGAAAGCUGGAGGCGAGUCAGUUGGGCGUGCAAUUGAGCUAUCGAUAUCCUAAGCUACGUCUACCCAAGCGCGUGUGGACUUCGAGUGCAGAGCGCACCACCAUCUCCGCCCAAAGCUUUAUCCACGGACUGGAGAUGAUAGACGAUGAGAUCGAAAUGGUCACCAUCUCCGAGAGUAAGAAAGCUGGCGCAGACAGCUUGACACCCUACUCCUCCUGCCCGGGGUACUCUUCUUCCGCCGGGUCGAAACAAUCAAGCACAUACGUCAAGACUUACACCGCUCCCAUCUUGGCCCGCUUCAAGAGCCUCGCCCCAGCCUUCAACUGGACAAGCGACGAUGUCGUGGGAAUGCAAGAAUGGUGCGGCUACGACACCGUCAUCCGCGGCUCCUCCCCUUUCUGCUCACCCAGCCUCUUCCGCGCCGAUGAAUGGCUACAGUUUGAGUAUUCUCAAGACAUAAUGUACCACUAUAACACCGGCUACGGUCAACCACUGAGCGGGACGAUUGGAUUCCCAUGGUUGAACGCUACGCUGAACACCCUUAGCGCGCCACCCAGUGAGGAUGAUCAGGAUAUAUACGUCUCCUUCACGCAUCGAGAACUCCCGCCCACCGUCCUUGUCGCCCUAGGCAUCUUCAACAACUCCGAGUCCACCGGGAUCAACAACCCCAACGCCACUAUGCCUCUCGACCGCAUCAACUACCACCGCCAAUGGGUAUCCUCCUACAUCCUUCCCUUCUUGACCAACGUCGCAAUAGAGCAGAUGAAUUGCUCAGCUUCUUACGGGUAUGAGAAUGUGACAGACCCGACAUUCUAUCGUGUAGUAGUCAAUCAGUCCCCGCAGACACUACCUGACUGCUACGACGGUCCACUAGAGAGUUGUUCGGCCAGUGGUAUGCAGAAGCUUGUGCAGAAGCGAGGGGAGAUGUUUGGGAAUUUCAGCGCUGCGUGCGGCGUGACGUACGAUAAUACUACGGAUGUGCUGAGUAUAUACAGCCGGAACUUGACCGGGCGGAGUGUUGGGAAAUGA
Messenger RNA from Recurvomyces mirabilis, 1338 nucleotides. RefSeq lists its product as uncharacterized. Bases 1 to 1338 code for a protein of 445 amino acids. The record is from RefSeq and is a predicted model, not a curated record. Lineage: Eukaryota; Fungi; Ascomycota; Dothideomycetes; Mycosphaerellales; Teratosphaeriaceae. Gene Ontology annotation, molecular function: acid phosphatase activity. The transcript has 2 exons. Gene Ontology annotation, cellular component: fungal-type cell wall.